Messenger RNA from Rhineura floridana, 9317 nucleotides. Its product is annotated as KIAA1549 like. The transcript is spliced from 21 exons. The record is from RefSeq and is a predicted model, not a curated record. Lineage: Eukaryota; Metazoa; Chordata; Lepidosauria; Squamata; Rhineuridae. The coding region runs from base 349 to 7512 and encodes 2387 amino acids.
GAAGGAGUCGUCAAGCACGAGGACCGGCGAGGGAGCUUCUUGGUGGCGUUUCUUGCCAGGCAGAGGCAUCCCCAGUGUCCACAGCUAAGCGGCUGCAGGCGAGGGGGAGGCGGGAAGGGCCUGGUGGCAGCGGCGGGAGGCUCUGCGGCUUCUCUCAGCAGCAGCAGCAGCCUGUACACUUGCUGCUGUAAGGCAGCGGUGUUGGCGGGAGCUCAUAACCUGUCUCCUGCCUUUAUUGGCGGCGGCGGCGACGACGACGACGAAGCAAUGGGCAGUCGCGACCUCUGAGAGACGAACAGGCAGGCGCCAGACCCUCGAUGGGGAUGUGUGAGCAGAGCCGCCCCACAAAUGGCUCUUGGCGAAGAGGCGGCGGCGGCGGCGGCAGCAGCGGCCGCUUCUUCUCUGAGGUGUGAGCUUGCCGUGCGCCUGCGGGGACUCUUUGCAGCAGGCAUCUCGCGGGCUUGGGCGACCAGCAUUGGCCUUAGCCUGCCGCCGCCGCCACUGCUGCCAUGCCCUGAUCGGAGAACAGCCGAGGCAGCAGCGGCCGUCAAAGGGCCCCUUUACAAGGCUGUCAUGCUCCUUGGGGUACUCUUAGUCCUUUGCCAACGCGCCCAGGCGGAGCAAGGUACUGAGCAACAGCACAUAAAUGUUGCCCCGUCUUCAGAGUCUUUUACCAACUGGAGAGCUAUAUUAUCACCAACAUGGCCUUCUAGAGAACUUGAGUCUUCCUCAGUGGGUGACAUUUCAAUGAGGCAAGCCUUGGAGAAUGCCAAUCUGCUUCAGAUAAUAAAAAGUACAUUAGCAGAGACACGGGCCAGAACUUUGGACCAAACUAGGUUUUUGCCAAGUCUGUAUCAUGGCAGUGGCAACAGUGCAUCCCAAGAGCCUUCUGAGGUAUCAGCUGAAUCACCAAUGAAGUCUCAAGAUGCUGACGAAAUGGCCAUUGUAUCAGGUUUGCCCCAAAUCAGUGUGUUAUCGUCACUGUCUACGUCAUCAUCAGUGAUACAUUCAACUAUUACUGUGUCAUCUCAGAUAAUGCCGUAUGCAACAUCUUCCAUUUCAAAAGAAAUCACAUCAGGAUCAGACAUAUUUUCAGCCUCUCCAUCAUCAUCCCCUUUGCCAUUGGUAAAAAAAUCACCUCAUAUAAUUGUUUCCAAGUCGACUGUGCCACCCACCGAAGUGCCUUUGUCUAUUGAUACAGAAAAUUCAUUCAGCAUAAACGCAUCUAAUUCUUAUUUUAAUAAAAGUUCAGGUAAUCCACUGAGUACAAUAUCUGCUGGAAAUUCCAGCACAAAAUAUGCAUUAUCCAGAAAGAGCGGCAAAGAAUUUUCUGUUGCCAGCUUAUUUAGUAAUAAUUUUGGCUUGCUUAGUGGUCAUCCCAUAAUACCAGCAGGGACACACACAUACCCAUGGAAUAAGAAACUGCAUUCUCUUGCUUUGCAUGCAAUAAUAUCCAAUCAGACCUCUCUUCUGUUAUCUACUCAGAGGGUACCAUUAAAUUAUAGCAAAAACAACACUUCCUCUGGAUUAAACAAUAAAGCAUCUUCCAUAGCAGAGCCCUCUAGUCAACCAUCUGAUGCCAUGACACAUCAUAAAGAGAAUGACAUCUAUGUAAUGGCAUCAUCUGCAGUUCUUAAGAGCAAGACAAUUCCAUGGAUUUCUAUACCAACCUUCCAUACCUCAAGUGUUUCACCUGCACAGUUGAAAACAAUCCCUGAUCUGCCUUCUGCAUCACUGUCAAAUUCUACCAAAGAGAGAGAUUUAACGACAGUAUCUGAAAAUCCAAGUCUUUUUCAUUUGGUGACAGAUAUGUCUUCCCCAACAGUGCCAACUAUAGCUAUUUCAGAGACAAUAAGCACACAUCAUGUGAUAGCUCGAGCACCUAAAAGUAUACCAGUCUCCUAUUCAACAGAUAAAGUCACUUCCUUGAUAGAGGGGACAAAUCAAACAUUUAAAACAGGAACACGUCCGACUGUUUCAGCACUAAAUGAUAAAGUUGCUUCAAAGUUUCAUAUAACAAAUCCUCAUGUCACAGAAUCAACCAACUGGGGGUUCACAAAAGACAUUUCUGGUAUAGCUUAUGAAACCAGUGAAAUCUCACCUCCCAUAGCUUAUGAACCCUUGGUAAGAUCAUUACAGCGUUGGUCUUUCACAAAAGAUGCUAUUGCCACAAUGCUCACAAAUGUUGAUGUGAAUAGCUUCCCUCCUUACCCAUCACCAGGAAGGCAAACUACAGACAUUACUCUAGAAAUUCCUGUCAACAAGCAAGUGCCAUGGAGAACAAUGCUCGAGAGAAUUUUGUCACUUGAAAGGACUAACUCCAAUGUGUUUUCAGUAUCUUUGCCAACUUCUGUUAGAGGUCUUUUAAAAGCUCACUCUACAGCCAUGUUUAUGUCUUCUAAUGAUCCUAGAAAUUUACAGCUAACAGAUUCUAAUAUACAAAGCCCAACUCUUACCUUAACAGAAGAGAAAAAUGUGAAGGUAUCCACCACUGUGAUGCCAUAUGCAGAAUAUUUAUCUCACCCACCUUUAAAUAAAUCUAAUGCUAACAUGCAUGAAACUACACAUAUGGUUGAUGCUUCCUUCAGGACUUCACCUUCAGACAUAAACAUACUGGCCUCAUUUACUCCAGCAACAGAACAUUUGGAAAGCACAGUGCCAGCAUCCCUAGAAGUUUCUAAUGCUGAUUCAAAAGGCAUCUUAGAUACUUCAAAUACAAGAAAGUUUUUUAAAACCAUGCCAUUAGUCCAUGAGUGGGACACUGGAGACUUGCAGACAUCUACUGGUAUUAGUAUGCCUUCAGGAAAGACAACAUCCCAAAUGUCCCAAGCGACAGCUUUAAGAACAAUAUAUUCAGAGGUUUCAGGCUUGCAACAGCAAACAAAUUAUGUAAAUAAGCAGACACCUUCUAGCAUUGCCACACCAUCAAUUAGUACAUCUGUAACAUUUAUUCCAAAUUCUUCAGCUUCAGCUUCAGCUGGAACAAAUUCUAAAAGCUUCACUGAACUUAGCACAUCCUCAUGGAGUGCUGAAACACCUUUUGAUCAGCAUCCAUCCUUUCCUCAAAACCAAAAUACGCUCUCAAAGGGCACAGAAGUACAGUCACUGCCAUCAAAAAUGGACACACGUACACCUGGAAAUAUUUUGGAGUAUUUUACUAUUAGGAAUAUGAAUUUCACGUUAGGCUUUGAAAAAAAAUUCCAUCCUACAUAUAAGGAUGCCACAACUGCUAAUCUAAGAACAUUUACUAGUAUGGAUGCAUUUUCCUCUUCUUUGUCAACAUAUGCUCACUUACGGCAUUUUGUUUCUUAUGCCAAAUCCCAGUCUAUGUUGAAGUCUCAAACAACUGAUUCUGGAAAGCUCUUUGAAUCAAUAGAUGCCUUGUAUGCAACAUCAUCUCCGCUAUCGUUUGCUUCUCAAUUCAUUGCUAAAUUAACUGUUCCAAUAAAUAAGGAAAUUAGUGCUGCUAGUGGUGAAAAAACAUCAGUUCCUCCUAUCCUGGUACGUGAACUGCUAAGCUCAGCACCAAUAUUAAAUGUUGUUGAAGAAUAUAUGACUUCAGAAAAAUCAACACAGUUCACAAAUAGCUCUGUUACAGAAACAAAUAAUCACUUGAAUAAACAGCCAACAACAUUAAGUACAGGAGGGGGGUAUACAAAAGGUACAAGUGAUAUCAUAGAUACAGUUAAAAUGCCCAGUGAAGCCACUAAAAUCACUCCAUUGCAAACACAUACCACUAAUACAGCCAUCAUAACCUUUGUCCAUGCAUCACACACACAACUAACUUCUUCUUUGUUGCCAACAACCAACUUUACCCAUUCUGUCAUUACAGUGUUACCGUCUGUGUCUCCUGGUGUAAUACCAUCUGUAGCAACUUCAGAAGCAACACCAGUUACAGGAAAAUCAGCUCCAACAUCACCAAUGCUGACUUCAUCCUUGUUCUCACUGAGCACUGAAAAUUCGCCAUCUGUGAUGGCAUUAAGCACGUUAAUAUCAACACUAGCAAAAAAUAACACUGUCACAAAAAUGGCAUCAACUUUAAGCCCAGUAGUAACACAUGCAGCCUUUCCAGUUAUAUCAAGAGAUGAGUCUGCAACACCUGUGCAUACCACUAGUUCGUUUCCAAUCACAAAAACUAGUACAGUUUCAGCUCCCAUAACCCAUGCACCAAGACAAACUGAAACAACAAUACCUGACACCAAGAAAUUCACAAGUUCAGACAUCAGUAAAACAUCAACUCCAUACCCAUUGACAAUUACAGCAGCUUUGACAUCUAUUACAGCAUCAGCGAAAACAGCUAGACUUCUCCCUACACCUGCUGAAAAUACUUCUGCUGCUACUAUACCAGCAUCAACUUCAGCUUUUGCUAAUGUGACAACAGUUCUUCCUUUGGAAUGCCAGCUCUCCAGAAACCUCCUUGUUAAGACAGUUUUGUUUCUGAAUACAAGAAGAUUGCUACUGAGUGACUCCUUAAAACAGAAUGUCACAAAAGGUCUCGCCCAGGCAUUGCGACGAGCUUUCAACCAAAAUGUCAAUGCUCAGAUUGAAAUUCUGGAACAAUCAAACAAUGUGACAAUUGGUUACUAUGUAACUCAUGAGAGACUGGCUUUUAUACCUGCUGUGGUUAUCGAAAUGUUAAUUGCAUAUGGUGUGAGUAAUGCCACGUUGGAUAUUAAACAACAUGUGCCAAAUCUUCAUUCUGUUGCUGUAUUAGCCUUGCCGUGGAAUCCACUGCCAGCUUACCACUUUCAGCUGAAAACAGAACUGCAAUUUGUGGGUCAGUCAGACAACAUACAGUCAUGCAGAUUUGUUCAGACCAUGGAACAAAGAUUGCAGAAAGCAUUUCAGGAUGCUGAGAGAAAAGUCUUGAACACCAGCAGCAGGUUAACUGUUCAGAUUCUGAACACAUCAAAUGUUUCUCAGACUGUCACUCUGUUUUAUGUGGUGAAAAAUGAAAGCACAGUCUUAAAUGGCACCGUGUCCAGCAGCCUUCUUAAUCAACUUUCAGCAGAAUUGGUGGGAUUCUAUCUCACCUAUCCACCUCUGACCAUUGCUGAAGCUUUGGAAUAUCCAAAUCUUGAUACCUCAGAAGCAACUAGAGACUAUUGGGUUAUUACAGUUAUACAGGGAGUUGACAUCACAUUGCUGGGGGUGAAUAACCAGAGUUUUUCGAGACUAAUGGAGCAGCGUUUAGCACCACUCUUCAUGAUGUCCCAUCAACAAGGAAGGCGAUUUAAACGAGCCACUACAGUUGGCAGCUACACUGUGCAGAUGGUAAAAAUGCAGCGAAUUCCAGGUCCCAAGGAGCCAGCUGAAUUGACUUAUUAUACUUUAUACAAUGGGAAACCUUUGCUGGGCACUACAGCUGCCAAAAUAUUGAGCACUGUUGAUUCACAAAGGAUGGCCUUGACUCUGGGAUAUGUUGUUCAAGUACAAGCUGAUCCUGUGGUGAAAAACCCACCCAACAACUUAUGGAUCAUUGCAGCAGUGUUGGCUCCCAUUGCUGUGGUUACAGUCAUCAUCAUCAUUAUCACGGCAGUUCUGUGCAGGAAGAACAAAAAUGAUUUCAAGGCAGACACCAUGAUGAACCUGCCACAGAGAGCCAAACCAGUCCAAGGUUUUGACUAUGCCAAGCAACAUUUAGGUCAACAGGGAGCUGAAGAUGAAGUUCUGCCUGUAACCCAGGAGACUGUAGUAUUGCCACUUCCUGUGAGAGAUGCUCCUGCCUCCCAGGAGAGGGAAAUUAUUCAGGAUGGGAACACGUCUAAAAUGUCCAAGUCGAAUGACACAAGAAAGAGCAGAUCGCCUAGUGAGAAUGGUUCUGUCAUCAGCAACGAAUCAGGAAAGCCCAAUUCAGGGAGAAGCUCUCCACAGAAAAUAAUGGCACAGCAGAAAGUGACAAAAGAGGAGGGAAGAAAGAGAAAUGGUUUUAAAUUCUCAAAGAAAAUUGUGCCUGUAAGUGAUGAAGAGGAGGGAGACAUACUCUUUGAUAGUGUUGCCAAGUCUGCCAUUGAUCCCUUUGAUACAUCUUCUGGAUCUGUACAGUUGAUUGCCAUAAAGCCUGUAGCUUUGCCUCCUGCACACCUAUCUUCAGACAGGAGUCAGGAAACUGCUGUCCUUAAUGGAGAGGUUAACAAAGCUCUGAAGCAGAAAUCUGAUAUAGAGCACUAUCGCAACAAAUUACGCCUGAAAGCCAAGCGAAAAGGCUAUUAUGAUUUUCCUCAAGUUGAUAAUAACAAAGGCUUGGCAGACAGAAAAAAAGUGUAUGAAAAAGGACAAAAUGAAAUAGAUCAUAUUUUGGAUCCUGAUACAGAUGGAUCUUCUCCAUUUGUAGAGCCCAAAAACAGGCAACAGAUGAAGAAUUCUGUUUACCGAAGCAGGCAAUCUUUGAAUAGUCCCAGCCCAGGAGAAACUGAAAUGGAUCUUCUUGUUACACGAGAGAGACAAAGGCGUGGUAUUCGCAACAGUGGAUAUGAUACUGAACCUGAAAUGAUAGAAGAAACUAAUGUUGACCAUGUGAAUGAGCCCCGAAAUUAUAACAGAGCCCAUCAAGCAAAAGGCCAUUCAGAGACAUCAACUUUGAGUUCUCAGCCAUCCAUUGAUGAAGUCAGACAACAGAUGCACAUGUUAUUGGAAGAAGCCUUUAGUUUGGCCUCAGCAGGCCAUGGAGGACAGAACAGGCAGCAAGAUGCUUACAGUUCUACACAGCACUUGCCAUACUCUGAAGUUGUGACCAGUGCUCCUGGUACCAUGUCUCGACCCAGAGGGGGAAUACAGUGGGUGCCUACAUAUAGACCAGAAGUGUAUCAGUACAGUUUACCAAGGCCUGCAUAUAGGUUUUCUCCACUCCCUGAAAUGGUGAUGGGUUCUCCACCUCCUCCUGUGCCUCCCAGGACAGGACCUGUCGCUGUCACCUCUCUUAGGAGGUCGACAUCUGAUAUUGGCAGCAAGACCAGAAUAUCAGAGUCCAGUGGGACUGAACAGUUACAGCCACAUGAUCAUGCCCCUUUUGUCCCAGUAUCAAGAGCCCCAGUAUCUGUGGCUCCAUUGGAUCAAUCAGCUUUGAAUUACUCAGGAAGUACAGUUCCAGCAGUCUUUGCCAUCCCAGCAGCAAACCGACCUGGGUUCACAGGAUAUUUCAUCCCAACACCACCUACAGCAUACAGGAACCAGGCUUGGAUGUCCUGUGCUGGAGAAAAUGAAUUACCAGGGCAAUGGACUGACUCGGUCCCUCUUCCUGGCUACAUAGAAGCUUAUUCACGGCCACACUAUCUGCACAACAACUCUCCUUUGAGGCUUCCUCGUCAAUACAGCCAACCUGCAAAUAUGCACUCUGGCCUGGGACACAUCCCACAGUCUCCUUCUGCUACUUCUCAACAGAGCCUAACAGAAAAUUACUCAUUGGAUAACCCUCUCAACAGUCUUUCUACAGCUGCUUUGGUGAAGGCAAUAAGAGAAGAAGUUGCUAAGCUAGCCAAGAAACAAACAGAUAUGUUUGAGUUUCAGGUCUGAUGGCUUCUUGCGCUGAAAGUUUACAUCACAUCACUUGUGGGCCUCUAGCUUUGAAAUCAGACUUGUGGCUUGUGCCAAAGCAAUGCAUUUUUUCUAUACUGAAACAGUCAACACAAGAUUUUUUUUUAAAGUGAGUAAAUAGAAUAAUCAGUCUGAAUAUCAGCUUUCUACCUAUUAAGGCAGGUGCUCCCAGGCAAGUCUGUAAAAUGUUGAUGUUUUCUAUUUAUGAUAUGCAACUGUCUGUCACAUACCUCUUGUUCCUUGAAGCCUUUGUUGUUGGAGACAUUACUUAACCAUAUGCCUGUCUAAUAUUCUAGUAUAUUAAGAGCUUGGGAAGCACAAAUAUGGAUCACUCUGUAGAAACUUGUGCAUGUAAAACUAUCAUUCUGGAUCAAAAAGAAACAAUAGUAGUAGUAUGAAAAUUAAGGAUCAUAUAGUCAUAUAUUUGUGGUCAAGCUAAUAUAGUACCAAAAGACUGACUGCAACAAAGCAAUAGAGCUUAGCUCUGCCUAGACACCACAUUUAAAUCAUACCGCUCUGGUGUGAACGAACCCAACAGAGUCCUUUGUAAAUACCCCCAAAAUCAUAAUCUCUGCUCAUAAUCCAAAAGCCAGAAAAGAAAGAGAUAGCUGUGAAGAGGCAUAUGAGCAUAACUGGUUUUUAAAGAGUUGGUGUAAUGUUACUCUGUUCACUGUGAAAUGGGGAAAAAAAUGACAAUAUAAGUAAGUGUUAAAAGCUCCCUGGAACUUCCCGAUGAAAACAAAUUCUUUGAAUGUGUCCUACAUUCAGAAAGGUUUUCAUUCUGAACACAUGGUGGAACUGGUAAAUUUGAGAACCUUGAGUCUGUCUCAGUUUGGAAUAAUGAAUACACCUACUUUUACAAAAAAGACACAACCCUCUGUUUAACACAGAGACCUGCCCUUCUCUUAUAAACAAUGAUGUCUAGUGAAGUGAUGCCAGAAGCAGCUUACCAGACUGACUUUGGUUUCAGUGGAGCAAUGACUACGCAAACUAAGAAAUCACCAUAUCUUAUGGGGCUGACUAAAAUCCAAUUAUACUGAAGUGUAAAUAAGCAAACAAGUCUAUGGAUUGAACAAAAUAAUAUUCUGUAAAUAAGGAUUAGGGAACCUGUGGCCCUCCAGAUAUUUUUGGUCUCUAACUCCCAUCAGCCUCAGCCAGCAUGAGCAAUGGUCAGAAAUGAUGGGAGUUGUCCAACAGCAUCUGGUGUGCUACAAGUUCCCCAUCCCUGCUGUAAAUAAUAGGGUGGGAGGUGAUAUUUUGCCAAACCCAGGUUCUAAAAAAUAAAAUUCAUUCAUUGUUCUACAACACUGUCAUGAAAACACAGCCUCUGCUUUUUAAGAAAAAAGCUAGCAGAAUGAGACUUUACGGUGAAUCAUCUUUGGCAAUUACAAAAAAAAAUGGUGGACUGUUACAGGAAAAAAAUCAUUUUAGCUCUUUAUGAUGUAACUUGAGGACAAACUGAGAUUGUGGGUUAUCAUACUAGGUGCAUUGAUAUUUGCUGGAGUAAAACAUUCCCUGUAGCCUAUUAAUUUAUUUAGCCUCAACUUUGUAAUGUCCUCCAAUCAGAUCACUUCAUUUUUCAGGUGGGUUUCUUUGGUCUUUACUAUUGCAGAGAAACAGACGAACAAAAAAAUAUAAACAGUAGACUCAAAAUUAUUAAAGCACAGAAUUUUUAAGCAAAGCUAUUAAAAUAUAUAUUUCCAAGACUGCUUCUUAACUAUCAUGAUCUACAUUAAGAUCUUUCCAAAAGUCUUAAUAAUUGCAGAACCCUUUGGUGUUAUUAU